Molecule: messenger RNA, 4467 nt
Organism: Plasmopara halstedii
Lineage: Eukaryota; Oomycota; Peronosporomycetes; Peronosporales; Peronosporaceae
Product: WD40 and TPR repeat-containing protein
Exons: 4
Coding region: 1-4467 (1488 amino acids)
Biological process (GO): intraciliary retrograde transport
Cellular component (GO): axoneme; intraciliary transport particle A; ciliary basal body
Molecular function (GO): protein binding
Source: RefSeq, a predicted model, not a curated record
AUGGCUUUAUUCUACGACUAUAAUGUGGCAGUGCCCGCCAAUGUACGGCAAAUAUGCUCGGUUUGGGGAGAGCUGGACCCUGUGCUUGCUGUCGCAUUGGAAAAUCGGGAGAUCAACUUUUUUACAGAUGAGGGUGAAAAGCAACAAGGGCUGGAAAGCUGCUCUCGUUCGGCGGAUGUCGUUACGAUGGCCUGGCAGCCUCGUGGUGGGGCACUUGCCGUCGGUUGGAGCGAUGGAAUGAUAUCGCUGUGGAUACUUCAUGAGCAAGCGGCACGCGAGGUGAAUUCUCCACACUCGAGCCGCGUAUGCUUAUUGAAGUGGGCGCCGGCUGGUAACCGGCUCAUUUCUGCAGACGAAGAUGGAAUACUCGCCGUCUGGAAAGUGGACAGCCGCUGCCAGCUUACGCUCAGCACGCAGUAUGCGCGCCAUGGUAGCAUGACCCAUUGCGUCUUUGCAACACGUACUGCCCUGUCAAAGGAUAUUAACACCAAACAUGAUCAAUAUUCACUCAUAUGUCCGCAGUUUUUUUUUGGUGGCGAAGCAGCUUCGGUGCACUUUGCUGACGAUCUCGGGCAUAUAUCUGAUAUUCAAGUUUUGAAUCAUGCAGUCGAUUCCAUGAUGUUUUACGAAGAGGGUAACCGUCUUAUUGUCAUCACACGGGCAGCCCAGCUUGUGGUUUUUCAAGUAGAUGCAACGGACGGAACAGUGAAACCGAUUACAAAAGUGAAGCUUAGCCUCGCAGGAGAAGGAGCAUUGCUUGAAACGAAGUGGGCUAGCCCUGGUUUACUAGCAAUUGCAUCAGGUGAGCCUAUAGUGCGGUUCUGGAACAUUUGUACCGAAGAAAACAGCAUCCUGAGUUUGCCAAAGUCGAGUGGGCUCAUUUACAACGUCAAGAACUUAAGUUUCUCCCCGAGAAGGCGUAUUCUCGCGGCCGGAACAACUCAAGGAGCCGUGUUUUUCUGGCGUGCUACAUCUUUUGCUGACAACAAUGCUCAGAGCAACGAGGAUUCGCUUAUUGUGUCGUAUCGUUGGGACCUUCUAUUCACAGCUGAAUUAGGGCGAGCUGUCACGCGCAUCGGCUGGAGUAAUGCACAUUCCACCUUGUAUGCUAAUACUGUUGAAGGUGUCGUCAUAUUUCAUGAGGGCAAUAUGCAACGUGCGUUCUGCGGCGAUACUGCCGUCAUUCAGAUCCGUCCUAAGACGCUAUCAAUUGAAAAGUUCCAAGAUGGAGAGCACUCGGGGGUGAUCAUCACACAAUCGCAGGUCGAUGCUUCCCUGCGUGUGAAAGGUAUUUCGCACGACGGGUCCACACUCGUUGUUUGGAACGGCUCAAAAGCAGAAGUAUACGAGAUGAAGGACGGUGACGUGGCGCUAACAAACCACUUUCAGUCUUUUUCCAGCUCAAUGGUACUACGAGGUGAAUCAAUAUAUCGAACGAAUGGCAAUCACGUAGAAAUCUGUAAUCUUGCUGGCGUUGUUAAGAACACAAUUUCCUUCACAGAAGCUGAGGGCCGGCCAGCGCUGCUCUCGCUACAAAACAAAUUCCUUGCUGUGGGCACGGACCGUGGUCAUCUACGGGUCUUCGACGUAUCUCGCCGUGAUCCGAAAGCUCUUGGAAGUAUGGGUCAUCUUCAUGAAGCUUUUGGCGCAGAUACCAAGGCUGCUGUAAUGCAAUCAAUUUGUGUGAAUGCAGAUGGUACACGUAUUUGCAUUCUAGCCGAAAAAAUUGAAGGUGGAUUACGAAUACGUCAGCCUCUUAGCAAGCUUUUUUUGUUCCAGACGGAUCUCAAUGUUUAUCAGCAAUUCGACUUCGGAUCUUUAUGUGUCCCUACAUCUGUCUUCUUUGAUGCACAAGAGCCCCGUCUACUUGUUUGCGAGACUGUUAAGACAGGGGUCAAUCGGGUUUUGAUCGGCACAGGGAAUAGCACGAUUCGUCGAAACUCAAGUACCGACGAAGGAGGUGGUGGUGGUGGCUCCCGAGGGAUUCAAGUAUCUGACAAGGAAAUCACUAUUCUUUUUGCUUCAAACGAACACGGUCUUCUUAUGCAAGACACCUUUGACCUUGAUCUGAAGUACACAGCGCUGCUAGGCCUCCAAGUCCCACGAAUCUACUUCGUAGCAAAAGCUGAGAAUAAUUCAUCAGAAGACUCCAACACUGUAGUUCACGUUGGUCGUACAGCAGCAGAGAACCCCCUCACGAAAAGUCCAAUGGUAUAUGAUGCCUCAAGCUAUCUUCGGACGCAGAUCAUGCGUGACUUCACAGGCCUGGACAAGGUUAAUAAUGAGGCUAAACAAGCUCUUAUUGAUUUCUGCUACUUUAUGACAGUGGGCAACAUGGAUGAGGCCUAUCGAUCUGUAAAACUCAUUGAGAAUUCGUCUGUUUGGGAAAAUAUGGCGCGCAUGUGCGUCAAAACAAAGCGUUUGGAUGUUGCUGAAGUAUGCCUCGGAAACAUGGGGCACGCCCGUGGUGCAGCAGCUGUAGCGGAGGCCAAAAAGGAGCCUGAGCCGGAAGUAGCGAUUGCUAUGGUGGCGAUUCAGCUUGGUCUACGCGAUGAUGCAGCUCGGCUUUAUCGUGAGUGCGGACGCUUCGAUUUGCUCAAUAAGCUGUACCAAGCAAGCGGGCACUGGAAGAAAGCUGUUGAUGUAGCAGCCAAACGCGACCGAAUUCACAUGAGAACGACGUAUUAUGCACUAGCACGACACUAUGAGGAAAUGGGUGACUUGAAGGAUGCAAUGGAUGCUUAUGAAGAUGCCGGUACUCAUCAUAGAGACAUACCACGAAUGCUUUUUAAACUAGGAAAGAUUGAUCUAUUGCAAAAAUACAUUGCCACGUCGACUGACCGCGAAUUACUGAUUUGGUGGGCACAGUUUCAAGAAAGUCAGGGCCAUUUUGAAGUUGCGAUAGAUUGCUAUCAACGUGCCAAGGAUCAUUUGUCCACUGUUCGUGUCUUAUGCUUUAAAAAAGAUUUUCAUGCAGCUGUCAAGGUGGCACAGUCUAGUGGGAAUCGCGCGGCUGCUUAUCAUUUGGCCCGACAAUUCGAAGCGCAGAAUGACCUCUCCAACGCGAUCCACUUCUUUGGCAGCAGUGGCUGUUAUAAUCAUGCAAUUCGUCUCGCGAAGGAGCACCGUAUGGAUGCAGAUCUCAUGGGCUUUGCGCUGAUGAGUAAACCUGUUGAUAUGCUCGAUUGCGCGGCAUAUUUUGAGAGGCACCGUGAAAUGGAGAAAGCAGUCCACUUGUACCACAAAGGAGGGAAUGUGGCCAAAGCUCUUGAUUUGUGCUUUCAAGCGCAGCUUUUUGAAGAGUUACACCACCUCACAGACGAGCUCAAUGGUUCUGGUAACACGUCACCGACAAUUCUAAAGAAAUGUGUAGACUUUUUUAUUGCAAACGGCCAGUACGCCAAAGCCGUACAUUUGUGUUUGAUUGGGAAUCGAGUGACUGAAGCACUUGAUGUGUGCAUGCAGCAGAAUGUAUAUAUAACCGAUGAUAUGGCCGAGAAGAUGACACCACCGAAAGGUGAUGAUACUGCUACACCUGCAGACAAAAAACGACGGUCGGACUUAUUGCUCAGAUUGGCCAAAUGCUGUAAAAAGCAAGGCUCGUACCACUUGGCCACAAAAAAGUACACACAGGCCGGCAACAAACUCAAGGCUAUGAAAUGUUUGCUUAAGUCAGGCGACACUGAAAAGGUGGUGUUUUUUGCCAAUGUGUCGCGCAACGCUCAAAUCUUCGUUCUAGCUGCAAAUUACUUACAGAAUCUUAAUUGGCGCAAAGAUGCUGACAUUCUCAAAAACAUCACAAGCUUUUACACGAAAGCUCGCGCUUUUGAGCAGCUCGCAGCAUUUUAUGCUGGCUGCGCACAGGUCGAGAUCGAGGAAUAUCGUAAUUACGAGAAGGCAAUAACUGCUUUACAAGAAGCCGUGCAGGUUUCGUCUAAGUCUCGCGCUGCUGGAAAAGACGCAUUGCUGAAGCGCUAUGAAAAGCGAAUUUUGCUUAUUGAACAAUAUAUUGUGGCGCGGCAGCAGGCGAAGCACAACCCGAUGGGAGUGAUAGAUAUCGUCACGAAGUUACUACAGGAGCCAAACAUUGACGAGGCUAUUCGUAUGGGUGAUGGAUAUGCCAUGUUAGCUGAAGCGUACUACGAGGAGGGUGAGCUAAAUAAGAGCCUAGAGGUGAUGGAGGAAAUGAAGCGAAAAGGAUUAAUACUCAAGUCGUAUGUCGACUCGAAAAUAGUGGAGGCUGUGCAAGCAAAGCUAGGAAUUUUCAUCGGAGAUGAUAGACACGGUAGACUCUUUGUCAGCGACUCCAAGCAGUCGACUAGUCGUACGGGCUCACGAGAGGCACAGAGCAGUCGCACAGGCUCUCGGGAGGCUGGAAUGAAUCCUCCGAUCGCACGCGAGCACAAAAUGCGACCUGAUGAUGACAUUGAAGAUGAAUUGGAAGAAGAUAUCGCUGAUGACGAAUAA